UAUAUGCACGACACGAUUACUGAUUAUAAUUUUAUUUCCGAUGUAAACAAAAUUUCAACAACAACAUCUCACAGUUCAAAGUAUACAUGAGAUUUCAAAUGAGAACAGUAGGGAAAUAGUCGUAAUAUCAGAUAGAUGGUACAAUUUUUGACAGUAAUAAUAAGAUAUAUUUUUACAAUGAAAACUACGAAAAAGCACAGAUUUGGCAGUCAAUAUGACAAAAUACGCCACAAAUGCGACAAGUACGGUAAGAUCUUUCCUUUUAAAUGUAAUUUGAACAAUCACGUAAAUUUAGUUCAUUUGAAAAUUAAAAGUCACGUGUGUGAGACGUAUGGAAAGUGUUUUGGAUACAAAAGAGUCUUGGAAGAACACAUUGCCGCAGUUCAUGAAAAAAUCAAAGAUCACAAAUGCAAAGAGUGUGGGCCACUUUUCGGCCACGGAAGUAGUCUUAUGAGACACAUAGAUACAGUUCAUUUGAAACUCAAAGAACACAUGUGCAAAAAAUGUGACAGAUCCUUUGGACAAAUAAGUAAUCUGACGCAGCACAUAGAUCAAGUUCAUUUUGGAAUCAGAGAAUACCUGUGCGAAGAAUGUGGAAAAGCUUUUGCAUAAAAAAAUAACCUGAUAAAGCACAUAGAUACAGUUCAUUUGAAACUCAAAGAGUACAUGUGCCAAAAAUGUGGGAAAGCUUUUGGUCAUAAACGAGUCUUAAAUAGACACGUUGCCACAAUUCAUGAUAAAAUUCAAGAUCACACAAAUGCAAAGAACGUGGUAAAUCUUGUGCACUAAAUAGUAAUCUGAUGAAACCUUUAGAUGCAGUUCAUUUAAAAUUUAAAUAACACUUGUGUGGAUUAUGUGGAAGAGCUUUCAGUUUUAAAAGUUUCUUGAAUAAACAUAUUGCCGUAUUCCAUAAGAAAAUCAAAGAUCACAACUGUGAAGAAUGCUAUGGUAGUCAAAAGAAUGAUUUGAAAAAACACAUAAAAUUGAUACAUCGAGUAUCCGAAUUUACGCGUGAAAACUAGUGUAAAAUGUACUUCGACUUGAGCGCAGUCUGGUAACGGAUAAUGCACGAUCGACAACGAGUUAUUUUUUCUAAUGCCAAUGUUUCAUUUCAUGACUCAUAUUUUUUAAUCAAAAUAUGCAAAACUAAUAACUUUUCUGAAGGAUCAUAUCAAUAUUUUUAUUUUUCUAAAAAUAAUGAUAAAUAAUAAUUCUACUUUAUA
Molecule: messenger RNA, 1223 nt
Organism: Trichogramma pretiosum
Lineage: Eukaryota; Metazoa; Arthropoda; Insecta; Hymenoptera; Trichogrammatidae
Product: zinc finger protein 626-like
Exons: 2
Coding region: 136-612 (158 amino acids)
Biological process (GO): regulation of transcription by RNA polymerase II
Molecular function (GO): RNA polymerase II cis-regulatory region sequence-specific DNA binding; DNA-binding transcription factor activity
Source: RefSeq, a predicted model, not a curated record